Messenger RNA from Setaria italica (foxtail millet), 10137 nucleotides. RefSeq names its product MAG2-interacting protein 2. Gene Ontology annotation, biological process: retrograde vesicle-mediated transport, Golgi to endoplasmic reticulum. Bases 127 to 7500 code for a protein of 2457 amino acids. Lineage: Eukaryota; Viridiplantae; Streptophyta; Magnoliopsida; Poales; Poaceae. The transcript has 12 exons. The record is from RefSeq and is a predicted model, not a curated record. Gene Ontology annotation, cellular component: Dsl1/NZR complex; endoplasmic reticulum membrane. Gene Ontology annotation, molecular function: SNARE binding.
ACGCACCUCACCGGAAGAGAAAAAACGAAAGAAAAAAAACAGAGAGAAAGAGAAAUUAAAACGAACCCCUCGACUCGAGCUCUAGCUCGAACUCGGAGAUCUCCGGCGAGGCGCGGGACGCCGGCGAUGGCAGCGGGGGCGGAAGACGCGCUGUACGAGAUCCGCCGCCACGCGUCGGGAUCCCACGUGAUCCCUCAUCAGGAAGGAUACCAGGGCGACGCAACAAGUAGUGGUAGCUCAGAUGCCGGAGGAGGGGUCCUCUCCUAUCUCUCCUUGCAAGGUGUGAGCAAGCUUAGGGAGAGGUGGGCUAGGUACAGCGCGCUGGGGAGGAGUAGCCAGAGGAAGAGGGGGGAUGGCGUGUCAUUGUUCGUCUCGAUGAAUGCAGAAUAUGUGUCUGUAACUGUUGGGAAUCGCAUCACCAUCUUGAGGAAACGUGAUGGCUAUGCAUCACCUUGUGGUGUUUACACAAAUAAUGACAGAAUAACAUUUUUCACUAAUGGGGCUUGGCUGGAGGCUCAAGGCAUUUUUGGUGUGGUGGAUGACCUAAGCACACUCUACUUGAUCAAAGAAAAUGGGGAGUUAUUAGCAAGGAGGACAUGCGAUCAGUUGAAGCUAUCUUCUUCCAUUAUUGAUCUGGUUGUGCAGGAUGGUUCAAGCUUGCUUAGGCCGGGCUUCUACAUUUUUACAAGUGACUGCAUGGUUCAUAGAUUUGAUUACACUCAAGAACCUGAGGCCAGUUUGUGUCAAGUACCUAUAUCAACUAAAGAUGUGGUGUCAGCUAGGACUAUACAGUUACCUCGGAGUUUAUCGUGCAUUGAUUACGAUCAGCGUCACUCACUAUUUGUCCUAGUUGCGGAUUCCAAUGCUUCAUUUAACUCCAAUAGUUAUUCUGGAACCUAUUUUCUGUACCUAUUACACGUCGAUGGAAAUUUGGAACUUAGUCUUUCAUUUAAAAGCGUGCAGUUGGAAGGAGUGUUUUCUCCUCUGAAGGAUCAAAAAACCUUUGUUUCAUCCCCAAAAAUCAGGAUCUCACCUGACGGCAAGCAUAUUGCUACAUUGGAUUUGACUGGCUCUGUAAACCUCUUUGCACUUGAUGGUGACAAACACACUUUUUCGCUUCAUACUCUUGGAAGUGGUAGAUGCCUAAUUGAUGUUAAGGACAUCAGUUGGUGGACAGAUAAUGUUCUCAUGUUGGUAAGAGCGGAUGGUAGUAUUAGCAUGUACGGCAUCACUGAAAGCGAGGUUGUUUCCAAAGAUGACCCAGUUUUAUCCACACCACUAUUGGAGAAGGCAAAGGCUACUGAAGGACAUGCUUUUAUUCUGCAAUCUAGCAGAUAUGAAAGAAAUACUUCAGCUAACAAGCGGAUGGACAGUGAUUUGGAACCUAACCUACCUAGUGGUUCUAGGGAGCAUCAACAAACGGAGAUGGAUAAAAUGUUUUGGAGUCUGAUAUCAUUCUCCAAAGUUACAGUAACAGAAAUGUACUCUGUUAUGAUAAGAGAGAAUCGAUUCAAGGAGGCCUUAGAUUUUGCUUCCAGAUAUAAUCUAGAUAAGGAUGAAGUUCUUAAAGCACGCUGGUUGCACUGUGAUGGUGAUACUAGUGAGAUAGACUCGUACUUAGCAAAAAUUAAAGACCAAGUAUUUGUAUUAUCAGAAUGUGUAAAUAAAGUUGGGCCUACAGAAGCAGCUUUAAGGGCUCUACUUUCUUUUGGACUUCGCAUAACUGACCAUUACAAAUUUUCUCGGUUGGAUAACAGCAGCGAGGGCUCAACAUGGGACAGUCGAAUCAUUAGGCUUCGUUUAUUGCGGCACAGAGACAUGUUAGAGACAUUCUUGGGAAUUAAUAUGGGAAGGUACUCAGCAGAAGAAUAUAGCAAAUUCCGUUCGAUGGCACUGGUGGAAACUGCCACAGCUUUAGCUGAAAGUGGCAAAAUUGGGGCUUUAAAUCUUAUCUUCAAACGUCAUCCGUACACUAUCUCUUCAGACAUUUUACGUGUUUUGUCUGCUAUCCCAGAAACUGUUGCUGUUCAGACUUAUAGUCAGUUGCUACCAGGGAAAUCCCCUCCUAGUGUUGUCAUAUUAAGAGAUGGUGAUUGGGUUGAAUGUGAACAGAUGGUUUCGUAUAUAAGCAAUUGUCCUACCCAGUCAGACAAGAUUGGAGAGAUCAAAACGGAAAUACUUGUAAAACAAUCAACAGGCUUUUCAUGGCCUUCUGUUGCUGAACUUUGUGAGUGGUACAAGAACAGAGCAAGGGACAUUGACUGCUUGAGUGGACAGCUGGAAAAUUGUCUGGCCAUGAUAGAGCUUGCAUGUCAAAAGGGCAUUGCAGAGUUGCAGCCAUUCUUUGAUGACAUUAAAUGCCUCUACCAAGUUGUAUAUUCUAAUGAGUUGAAUGAGUUUAUAAUGAAUCUUGUGACAUGGGAAGAUCUGCCUGAUUAUGAGAAGUUCAAAAUCAUCCUCAAAGGAGUCAAAGAAGAUACAGUUGUUCAACGGCUAGAAGAAAAUGCAAUCCCUUUUAUGAAGAAGAGAUUUCACCUGAUCUCCUCAAGUAAUGAACGCAAACAAGAAGAAUCCUACCUGGUUAGAUGGCUGAAAGAGGUAGCUGCUGAAAAUGAGCUUUCCAUUUGCUUAGCCGUCGUUGAAAAUGGUUGUGGGGAGUUACCAAUAUAUGGGCUCUUCAAGGAUCUUGCUGAAAUGAUAGAAACAUCUGUUCACUGCAUUUAUAUGUGCAGUGCAACUAACCUGUGGAAUACCAUGUCAUCGAUAUUAUCAAAGUUACUCCAUAAAACAAAACGAGAGAAAUCUUUAUUGGCUAGUGAAGAAGAAUGCAAUCUGAAAGAUGCUAAGCAAGCUCUUGGUUCUUCUGUGGUUUCUUAUGAUGAGAUGCAAUGUGUGUGUGCUGAUAUCUUAUCUGCUCUGGGCAAUGGCCCAGAAGAUUUUUAUCACUAUGAUUCGGCAUCUUACAAACUUAAUAAUGUCAAAUAUCUUGAUAUAUUGGAGAAGAGGCUAAAAGUUGCUGAAGGCCAUGUAGAAGUAGGACGGCUCUUUGCUUAUUAUCAGGUCCCAAAACCAACACAUUUCUUCCUUAGUGCUCACUUAGAUAAGAAGAAUGUAAAGCAACUUAUACGGCUGCUUCUAUCCAAAUUUGGCAGACGUCAACCUGUUCGAUCAGACAAUGAGUGGGCUAACAUGUGGCGUGAUUUGAAACUCUUCCAAGAAAAGGCAUUUCCUUUUCUUGAUUCAGAAUAUAUGCUGGCAGAAUUUAUCAGAGGGCUUUUGAAAGCUGGCAAAUUUUCACUAGCCAGGAAUUAUCUUGGAGGAACAAGUGCAGUUUCUUUGUCCACAGAGAAGGCUGAAAAUCUUGUGAUACAAGCUGCAAGGGAGUAUUUCUUCUCAGCUUCAACUUUGUCUGGGAAUGAAAUUUGGAAGGCCAGGGAAUGCCUGAAUCUGUUACCUAAUAGCAAAAAUGUUCAAGCAGAAACUGAUAUAAUUGAUGCUCUUACUGUUAGACUUCCUUAUCUAGGAGUGACCAUCCUUCCUGUUCAGUUCAGGCAGAUAAAGGACCCUAUGGAGAUCAUUCGCAUGGUUAUUACGAGUCAAACAGGGGCAUAUCUUCACUUUGAAGAGAUUAUUGAUGUUGCUAAACUUCUGGGGUUAAGAAGUGAAGAGGAAGUAGCUGCUGUGGAGGAGGCUAUUGCCAGAGAAGCUGUUGUUAAUGGUGAUCUUCAACUAGCCUUUGAUAUCUGUCUAAAUUUAACAAAAAAGAGUCAUGGUGCAGUGUGGGAUUUAUGUGCUGCAAUUGCUAGAGGACCUCCACUUGACAAUUUGGAUACUGGUACCCGUGAAAAGCUAUUGGGCUUCUCUCUCAGCCAUUGUGACGAAGAAUCUGUUGGGGAAUUAUUGAAUGCUUGGAAGGAGCUUGAUGUUCAUGGUAAAUUUGAGAAAUUAAUGAUUACAACAGGAACAAAUCCUCCCAAUUUCUUGAUUGGUGGGUCUUCAAUCACACCACUUCCUGUGCAAAGUGUGCAAGACAUACUUGAUCUGAGAGAUGACCGUGGCCAUAAUAGACACAAAGAUCAUGUGGAAAUUGUUAAAGAAAUGCUGUCAAAAGUUUGCUUGGACUUGUCAAAUGGAGAUGCACAUACUUGGGAGUCUAUGCUGGUAGACAAUCGGAAAUUCUUAUCCUUUGCAGUCCUGGAGUUACCAUGGCUUUUGAAAUUGUCCAAUGAGGAAAUGUGGGAUGGUGAAAAUCAGACUUCAAGGACAGAUCAUACCACUAGGAAAUAUCGGUUUUCAACAAAAGUAGAAGCAACAAUUAGCAUCAUAUAUUGGUUAGCUGUAAAUGGGUUGGCUCCCAAUGAUAAUCUAAUUAUGAUUCUUGCAAAGUCUAUAAUGGAGCCUCCUGUUGAUGAAGAGUUCGAUGUACUUGGCUGCUCAGUUCUCCUGAAUCUCAUGGACCCUUUCAAUGGAGUGAAAAUAAUAGAGGAAGAGCUAAAAAGACGAGAAUGUUAUCAAGAAAUCAGCAGCAUGAUGAGUAUAGGGAUGUUAUAUAGUUCCCUCAAUAAUUCUAAGAAAGAGUGUUCCACUCCUGAGCAGAGGAGAAAUCUGUUGCUUCACAAAUUUCAUGAGAAGUUCACCUCAGCAGAUACAGAUGAUUUAGACCAGAUUGAUAUGGCAAAUACAACCUUCUGGAGAGAAUGGAAAUCAAAGUUAGAGGAGGAGAAACAACUGGCUGAUCAAGCGCGAAUGCUCAGACAAAUAUUACCUGAUAUAGACACAUCUCGAUUCUUGUCUGGUGAUGUUAAUUAUAUCAAAAGAGUAAUUUUCUCCUUUGUUGACUCUGUAAAGCUGGAGAAAAAACACAUACUGAAGGAAGCAGUAAAGAUAGCUGAGACGUAUGGCUUGCAACGAACGGAGGUGCUUUUACGAUUUCUCGCCUGCAGUCUUCUCUCUGAAUAUUGGGAUAACAAUCAUAUUUUGAACGAAAUUUCUGAUUUCCGGGAGGACAUUGUCAGAUCAGCUAAGGGUGUGAUUGAUAUGAUAUAUUCAGAUGUCUAUCCGGAGAUCGAUGGGUAUAAUAAGCAACGCCUCUCUUACAUUUAUGGCAUUCUUUCAGCAUGCCACUCAUAUCUGAAGAGGACCAAUGAGAUAGAAUUGAGAUAUCCAGAGCAUGUGCAUACGCAUAAGCUCGAACCAUUUCAGUAUUAUAAGGUCCUUGAGGAAGAGUGCAAGAAAGUCUCUUUCAUUGAUGGCUUGAACUAUAAAAACAUUGCUGGAUUGGAUAAUCUGAACUUUGAGCAUUUCAAUGAAGAAGUAUGCAAGAAUAUCCAUGCCUCUACUGUCACUGCUCUAGCCGAUAUGGUACAAGCUCUUGUGAGUAUGUAUGUUGAUGUUCUGGCCAAGGGACUCGUAUCACGACAAGGUGUUUACAAACACUAUGUUCUUGGCUUGCUGGCAUCAUUAGAAGGCCGCAGUGAAGCAGGAUCGAACUGCACAGAUUAUGAAAAGUUGCAAGCUUUCCUAUGUGAAAUUGAGUUGAACUAUGAUAGUUGCAGGGAGUACAUCCAAGCUCUUCCAGCCACAGAUAUUUCAUAUAUUAUUGGAAGGUACUGCACCCUGUGUUUUCCAUCUAACUUAGCACGAAGCCAUCCACAGGAACCUUCGUGGAAGAAACCCCUUGCUACGCUGCUAACAUUUUGGUCUAAACUUGUUGAUGACAUACCGGGGGAGUCAAUUGAUGCUUCCUCAUAUGAAAUGACAGAAUACUUAAAUUCAAAUAGGUUAUCUUUGUGCAUGGGGGCUUUCAGGCAGCUCUUGAUACAUGAUGGGAUAACAGUGCACCAAGGUUGGGGUGCCAUCUCCAUGUAUGUAAAAGAUUGCCUUAAAAGUGGAAUGAUGGUGGAAACCUCGCGUUUUUGUCGAGCUAUGAUUCUAUCAGGCUGUAGCUUUGAAUCUGUAGUUGAAGUAUACUAUGGAGGACAGGGACAAUUGGGGGGUGAGAGUGCAGAUCCAAGCAAUUCUUUGGAUCUAUUAGAACUUUAUAAUGCUGCUACAGAAGAGUGUUUGUCAGAUUUGAUUGAGGGCUCUUGUGAAUAUCAAAUAUUGUUUCAUCAGUUACUGUCAUCUUUGAGCCGGUCAACGGGGAAACAUGCUGGCAUUCUAGAAAUGGUCCGGUCGGGUGUUUGGGGGAAGUUAAUCCGCUUUUCUGAAGAUAUGCAGCUGGAGAGCCAAUUGCGAGUCUAUGCGCUACAGCUGAUGCAAUGUAUCACAGGAAGAAACCUUAAAACUCUUCCAAAUGAGAUAGUUUCCCAGGUUGAGCCGUGGGAGUCAUGGUAUGAGCAUGGAACAGGCGCUGCCAUAGCUGAUGAGAGUAUCAACUCCUCUAGCACCAUCACUGGGACUCUUGUGGCACUUAGAUCUACUCAGAUGGUCGCUGCUUUUCUUCCUGAUGCUAAUAUCACUCCAGAAAGCCUAGCAACUCUUGACUCUGCAGUAUCUUGUUUCUUACAAUUGUCAGAACAUGCUUCUGCUGCAAACGUUGCAGUUUUGGAAGCAGUUUUAGAAGAGUGGGAGCAAUUGUUCUCCCCCAAAGAAGAGCAUGUUCCGCCUCAUGAAUCACCAAAAGAAACAAGUGACUGGAGUGAUGGAUGGGAUGAUGGAUGGGAGGCCCUACCAGAAGAGUUGGAGAGUCCAAAGAACAAACAAGAGAGUGCACCGUUAUCUGUCCAUCCCCUCCACAGUUGUUGGAUGGAGAUUAUAAGAAAACGUGUUGAGCUUGGUGAGCUGCACAAGGUCAUUGAACUUCUGGACCGAGCAUCUUCGAAGCAUAGCGUGUUCCUAGAGGAAGAAGAAGCUUGUAGCUUGGUUGAACUUAUGUCUGCUCUGGACUGCUUCAUGGCUCUCAAAAUUGUCCUAUUACUCCCAUAUGAAACUCUAAGACUGCAGUGCCUGCAGAUGGUUGAGUUGAAAAUGAGGGAAGGAACCGUGUCCACCUCAUCAAAUGCUGAUGAUCAUGAGCUCCUUGCCUUGGUUCUGACAUCUGGAACUAUGCAGAAGAUCGCAACGGAAGAAGCAUACUCUAAAUUUUUCUCUUACUUAUGCCAUCUUGUUGGGCAUCUUGCAAGGUCAUUCCAGACUGAUCUCCUUAUGCAAUGGAACGAUGAAGCCACGUCAAAGACCAACAGAUCUUUGCUCUUCGGUAGUGUUUUGUUUCCGUAUUUCAUAUCUGAAUUGGUCCUCAAAGGCCAGUACCUGUUGGCUGCGUUUGUCAUCUCCAGAUGGAUGCACACUCAUCCGUCCCUGGGCCUAAUGGAUAUUGCCGAGACCAGCGUGCGACGAUUCCUGCAAGGUCAGGUAGCCCAAGCUGAGGAAUCGAGAGGGGGUGAUGCUUCUUUCACUGACGAUGAAGUGUCUGUGAGACUCACAAUCUCCACUCUGCGGUCGAAAUUUGUUUCUCUUCUGCAAGCUGCAUUGUCGGCGCUUCCAAAUCAAGAGUUGUAGGCAGCAAGAAGUUGUGUACAUUUUUUUUUAACUUUACACCGUGGGUGGCUGUGCUACCAGUCUAGCUGUAACGUUGUAACAUAAGAUGUUUGUUUGAGAUAAUGGUAAAGGUGAAUAGCACAAGCUUACAGAAUGUUUUGGGGGGAAAGAGUUCUUAGACUAUUUGGAUUUACAGUACAUUUUUAUCCCCUGAUACAGAGGAUACAAUUACCCUCGUCAACUAGGAAGAUCAGUUGAAGGUAAGAAGGUGCCAGGAAGAAGGUAAGAAGGUGUCAGGAAGAUGGUGCUCGAUAUUACUCAACGGCAGGUAAAAAGGUCUUUUUUUCUUCUGACUUUUUUUUUUAGACACUCUUCUCACUUUCUCCUGCUGCAACUAAUAUCUGAUCUGAGCGGCCCAGCCCAACAAACUAUUGCAAUGCCAUCGGGCCGAAAGCCCAUCUGACAAGCCCUUCUGCCGCGGCCGCCAUGCUCGCUCAGUCGCUCGUCGUCGCCGCCGCCGCCGCGAUUCGUUUUCCAAACCUCGCAAAACCUAAAUCCCCAAACGCCCUCCAAUCUUCGAGUCCCCAUCACCUCCGCCGCUCAUGGACGCCGGCGAGGACUGCAUCAGCGGCCUCCCCGACGAGCUGCUGCACGCCAUCCUCGUCCGCCUCGGCUCCACCCGCGCCGCGGUGCGCACCGGCGUGCUCUCCCGCCGCUGGCGCCACGUCUGGGCCUCCCUGCCGGAGCUCGUCCUUGAAGAACGCGUCGACGCGCCGCCGCCGCCGGCCUCUUUCCUGGACACCGUCGACGCCGCCCUCGCGGCCUGUGACGCCCCGGCCCUCGAGCGACUCAGCAUCGCGCUGCGCGCCGAGUACGGCGGCGGCGUCCUGGCCGGGCGCAUCGAGCCGUGGCUGCGCUUCGCUUCGGAGCGCGUGGUGGGCGCGCUCUUCCUCUACGUCCCUCCGCGGAUAUUACCGUUCUUCGAGCCGGAAGUCGAUGGGGAAGAGGCGGCAGUGCUCGAGCUUCCAGCGUCCGGAGGAGUGACAGGAAUGGACCUUAGCCUCGGAGGACCUUGGCGGCUCCGCCCCCCCUCGUCCGGCUUGUUCGGGAAGCUGACCCAUCUGGCGAUACUCUUGCCCGCAUGGAAGGCAGCGAGCUCACAUCCCUCGUGUGCACGCAAUGCCCGUGCCUAAGAGACCCCAAUCUCUUAAUCAUGUUGGUCGAUGCCUCCAACCUCUCCGUACGCUCUGAGUCACUGCAAUCGCUGUGGUUCAGUGUCUGGAAAACACGACAGCUAGAGAUCGUGGCAUCAAGGCUGGAAAAGCUGUCUGUAUCUAACGCCAUUGAUGAGGCGCGAAUCUCUGCCCUGAAGCUUGCAGAGCUAUCCUGGUCCAACGCCGCCUACGACCCUCGGUGCCACCAGUUUGAUGAUGUUGGCCAUCGCCUCCGGCUGCUAGAACUCGGUCAAAGUUCUACGGUGGCGUCCCUGAUGCAGCAAUUUGACGAAGUUGAUGAGUUGAAACUGGGCAUCUCCAUUCCACAGGUGUGUUUGUAUCAACAGAGUCUCCUCAAAAGUAAUUGUUUCUCUGAUUAUUCAGUGGCUACUUUAUCUCUACUCGUGACAGGGAAUAGAUGGCUAUGAAAGCUUCUUGAAUGCAACCAACAAGCUGCCCAAGUGUAAGAUCUUGAGCAUAUCCUCAGCAUGGGAACACCAUGGCUUGGUACCAGGCAUGUUGCAUCUCUUGAGGAGUUGCAACAGUACGAGGAAGCUUUCCCUAUUUGAUUGCUACCUUUACAUGGGAAUCUUCUUGAUUUUAGUUGCUCCAUGGUUUGAGCUUCUAAUUGUUGUUUGAAAAUGGGGAGUUUCCUAAUCUGCUUUUUCUGGAGGUGUGGCUGUGGUUAUGGAUGUGUUUGUUCGGUGUAUUCAAAAUAUUGGUAUGCUAUAUAAACCACUCGACCAAUGUGACAGUUCGACUCUAGCUAGUGCCUUUUCUUCUUUGGCUGCUGAUUUGGGUUCAUUUAAAAAAGGGAGGUGGACAGGGUUACACUGUCCCUGCGUGGAUGUGUGCUUGAUUUAGAGCCCACUGAACAUCACAGUAGAAAGAAGCAAACUUAGUUGUUUUUUGCUCUAUAUAUUCUCCACUGGUAUAACAAUAUCGCCAUUUCUUAUUUCCAGAAGCAUACCUGCCUGCCAUCUUGCCCUUGUCGCUUGGAACAGAGUCACAGGAUUGAUGCUAUUUCUCUCAAUUCACUUGAAGAGGUAGAAAUCACUUCCUAUACAAGUUCGCAUGAAGUACUGGAAUUUGUGGAGUAACUAUCCAAAUGCAAUGCGGCAAUCCUCAAAAAGGGUGUCAUGAAACAUAGGAUGAACUCUGCGCCUCAAGCAAGGAGGUGCGUGAAAAGAUCCGCAGAAUGUUCCAGCCAAAUAUUGAAGUUGAACUAAAUGUGUUUUCGGAUUUGGAGUGCGUGCGUAUGAACUGACUAAAGAUUGUGAUCAACAUGAUGUAAUGAUCUUCACUAGUUUCUGCUCACUUGCAUCCGUGUUGACUGUUGAGGUGUGGAAUUGUUGCUGGCUUUACAAGUGUCAUGCAACCAUGGAGGGACUUUGUGAAAGAAAAAAGAAAGAAAGUUGCGUCGUCCUUUCGCAACUGUUUAGUA